AUCGGGUCCGAUGGGGUUCGCCGCGACCCCCGAACCGCCUAAGGCCCCUGAGCGCGCUGCUGCCCCCUGCUGACCGCUGCGCCCUCGGCACCAACCGACCAUCCAUCCAUCCAUCCAUCCAUCACCCUGCGCGUUGUCAUGGCGACCGGGGACCGGUGAAGCGCUUACUCUGUGCCAAGCGCUGUGCUGAGCGCUGGAAGGGCGAUACAAGGUGCCAAGCCGCCCCUGGCCCAUGGCCACCAGCGCCGGGGACCCCCGAUCGUGGCCGUGCUGAGCCGGGCCCCGUCCGAAGCCGGGGAUGGCGGGCCAGUUCCGCAGCUACGUGUGGGACCCCGUCCUCAUCGUCUCCCAAAUCGUCCUCAUGCAGACCAUCUACUACAGCUCCCUGGGGCUCUGGCUGGCGCUGGUGGACAGCCUGGUGCAGAUGGGCCCCUCCCUGGAUCAGAUGUUCAACUACGAGAUCCUGGGCUUCUCCACCCCUCCUGGUCGACUCUCCAUGAUGGCCUUUAUUCUUAACGCCCUGACCUGUUUCUCUCCCCUUCUCCGUCCCCGCAGCGCCCUGGGCUUGCUGUACUUCAUCCGGCGGGGGAAGCAAUGUCUGGACUUCACAGUCACUGUGCACUUCUUCCAUUUCCUGGGCUGCUGGCUGUACAGCGCCCGCUUUCCCUCCACCCUCACCUGGUGGCUCGUACACGCCGUGUGCAUCGCGCUAAUGGCCGUCAUCGGGGAAUACCUGUGCAUGCGGACGGAGCUCAAAGAGAUCCCCCUCAACUCGGCCCCCAAAUCCAACGUCUAAACGGGAGGUCCCACCGCCCCCCGGACCCGGCCGAGCCGCCCCGACGACGACGGUUGGGCCACGGACGGAGCGGCCUGGUGGCCCGGCGACGUUGCCUGCCGGGACGGCGAGGCAGGAGGGAGCGUUAAAUCUGAGAGGGUCUCCCGGCUACUGGGUCUCGCUGAGGGGCGAGUUGGGUUUUGUGGUUUAAAUCGAGGAACUGCGGAGCGGACGGUUUAUCCCGGCCUUCGGCUCUCCUCCCUGGGGCGUCGGGCUUCGUCCCCCGGUCCGAAGGGAUAAACUCGUGUCGCCGUCCUCGCUUCCAGGACCGGGGCCGAAGUUGGGCCGGCCGAGGUAUCAAGCACAAGGGAAACGCACAGUACCCCCCCUUUCCCCAUGUGGACGAACGGACUUCCAUCCCGCAUCCUUCGGUUCACCCAGAGGAAAACCACGACCCUGUUCCGGGCCCAUCCCCUUCUAGGAGAGCCACUUCCAUCCAGCCCGGAAUUAUCCCGGCAGCCCGGAGCCCGUCUGUCAGCUCUGGCCUCCGGUUUCUCCGGCCCGAUCUCCCGAUUAGCUGCUGGGAUGAGGGCGGAUGGUUUAUCGGGAUUUUGCUGAAGUUUUACUCCGGAGGGGACGGCGGGAGAGGUUGCCCGGCGCCCGGAAAACCCCUCUUCCUUUGUACAUAAAGACGGUAUUUUCCACUGUU
Tachyglossus aculeatus (Australian echidna) is the source of this 1484-nucleotide messenger RNA. It is a transcript of the gene SYS1, whose product is annotated as SYS1 golgi trafficking protein. Gene Ontology annotation, cellular component: Golgi membrane; trans-Golgi network. The transcript has 4 exons. The record is from RefSeq and is a predicted model, not a curated record. Lineage: Eukaryota; Metazoa; Chordata; Mammalia; Monotremata; Tachyglossidae. Bases 299 to 796 code for a protein of 165 amino acids. Gene Ontology annotation, biological process: Golgi to plasma membrane protein transport; protein localization to Golgi apparatus; Golgi to endosome transport.